Messenger RNA from Homalodisca vitripennis (glassy-winged sharpshooter), 10360 nucleotides. It is a transcript of the gene Obsc, whose product is annotated as obscurin. The transcript has 51 exons. Gene Ontology annotation, biological process: protein phosphorylation. Gene Ontology annotation, molecular function: ATP binding; protein binding; protein kinase activity. Bases 207 to 9902 code for a protein of 3231 amino acids. NCBI's taxonomy places the organism in Eukaryota, Metazoa, Arthropoda, Insecta, Hemiptera, Cicadellidae. The record is from RefSeq and is a predicted model, not a curated record.
UCAGGUACAAGGACGGCAAGGUGAUACAGAAGAACAGUGAGCGUGUGAAGACAUACAACGAGGUGACUGGCACGUACGAGCUGGUGAUUGACAAGGCGACUCUGGACGACACAGGCUCGUACUCUGUUGUUGCCACCAAUGAGCUGAGUCAAACCUCCGAGUUCUGUAAAGUGGAGGUGCACAGCCCCCCGGAGUUCGUCAAGACCAUGACUAAACACCUGGAGGUCAGCGAAAACGACACGGUCACAUUCCAAGUCAAGGCUCGCGGUGACCCCGCCCCCACCGUCAAGUGGUUUAAGGAUGGCAAGGAGCUGAAACAUGAUGGAGGUCAUAUCCAGAUCAGCGAAGAUGGAGAGACCAAGACAUUGGUGGUCCACAAAAUCAACCGGAAAGACACUGGAAAGUACUCAUGUGAGAUCAGCAACAUCUACGGCAGCAACAAAGAUGAGGGAGAGAUGUUCGUGAGGUGCUGUCCACAGUUCCGCACAAAGCUGACUGACCAGAAGGCUAAUGAGGGAGACACUAACGUAGAGUUCACAGUAAACAUCGAAGCGUUCCCCAAGCCCAACGUCAAAUGGUUCCACAAUGAGGUUGAGAUAACGGAGAAGAAGACAGAGUUUACGAGGAUUGAGGAGGGUGACAACUACAAACUUAUAAUCAAAGAAGUUACAACAGAACUCUCCGGAAAGUACACUUGCAAGGUGUCCAAUGAAUUGGGAAAAGAGGAGACUAGUUCUAAGUUCACUGUUUACUCCAAACCGAAGUUCUCAAAACCAUUGCCAAAAGACGUCAAGGUGGAUGAAGGUGCCAGUCUGACACUCCAGAUAGAGGUGGAGGGAACACCUGAGCCCACAGUGAAAUGGUUCAAGAACGGACAAGAGCUGUCAGGUGAUGCACACAUCAAGAUCUCACGUGACACCCAGCGUGUGGAGAAUUACAACAUGACCUUUACUCUGGUCAAGGUCGCAGAUGGUGGGGAGUAUGAGGUCCGGGCAUCUAACGAGAUGGGAACAGCCAUCACGAAGACUACGGUCCUGGUGCAGACCAAGUCCACGAUGGUGGAGGAGGAGGGCCUGACCGCUGCAGAGGUGACGGAGAUGGAGGUGAACGAGAUGGAAGUAGUGGAGGCUGAGGUGGAGGAACCACCACCACCACCACCUCCCAAGGAGAAAACACCACCACCACCUCCCAAGGAGAAAACACCAGUGGAGGAACCGCCAGUGGAGAAACCUCCUGUUGAAACUAUUGAGAAAAAGGAAGCAAAACCUGAGCCCCCUAAGAAACAGAAAACAAAAGAGGUCGAGAAACCAAAACCAGAGGUAGCCAAAGUGGCCACUCCAAAGGAGGCGGUGGCUGAAGUGAUAGAAGAACCUAAGGUUGCCAAAACUGAUGAAGUUGAGGCUCCAACAAGAGGGGCUAAAGAUGAGAUCGAGCCGCCACCUAAAGAGGAAAUCAAAAAGGUUGAGCAGCCACCGCCACCCAAAGAGGAAGUUAAAAAAAUUGAACUGCCACCACCUCCCAAAGAAGAAGCCAAGAAAGUGGAACAACCACUGCCUCCAAAAGAGGAAGUCAAAACCGUUGAGCAGCCAUCACCACCCAAAGAAGAUGUCACUGUGGUGGAACAGGAAGUCAAACCUAAAGUGGCGGAAAAGGAAGGAGGCUUCCUACCAGAAAAGGUCUCUAUCGAAGAUAUUGGUGAAGAAGAACGAGACUCUUUUGACAAGGGAUUCAUUAAAGGGGGCAGUUUCACCUGUGUUGAGGUUAAAUUGGACAAUUUAAACCUGGAUGAUUUGCCGAACAACAAUUCAGGCAUAAUAGAAGAGUUUUCUGAGAGUGAUGACAGAGGUGUUCGCUUGGCAAUUAGCCGCAAUGUUUCUAUUGUGUCUGUUUCUGAGGAUGAGAGUUUGAGACAGACACCAUUACCUGUGGAUACUCCAGAAACUGAGACGGCAAAACUGUUCACUUUUGAAAGAACAGAAUCAAUGGAGAUCAUAACGAAAACAACAGUUGAGAAAGUACCUAAACGUCAUAAUGCUAAAUUUUGGCAGGGAGAGGAAAAUGAAUUUUUGGAAUCAGAUAGAUCGAAGAAAAUUAACAUUGAAGAUAUAAAGUCCAGCAGCACUAUGAGGUCUGCUAAAAGAAUGUCUGUUGAGGAGAUAGAGGAAGUAGAGGGGUACUGUAAGGAGAAUGGAAGGCUGUUUAACAAUCAUGAGGAAUUUUCCUCUUCCAGAAUAUCAGGAGAGGCAUAUGUAAAUGGUGACACUGAGAACAAACCAUCAUCUCGUAAGGCAUCUGUAGAAAGAAGAGAAAGUUUUUCAAGAGUUGAAAUAAAAAAGAUUUCAGAAAGUAGAAAAUCAUCAGUUGGUCAAUUAUUUAACGAAAUAAACAGAGCAGAAAUGUUUGAUGACAUAGGGUCCAUUUCUAAUGGUGUAAAAUGUGAAACACUUGAAAAAGUGGAGAACUCUCAAUGUGAAAUGAAAGGAAUGGAUAGCAGCGGUGAAACUCCCCAGAGAGGAAGACGUGAUAGUAAUGAUGAAAACACAGGUGAUUCAAGAACAGAUGAACUUAUAAAAAAAAUUAAAAGGCAAAGGAGCAUUCUUGAGGAAAUACUAGACAAGGAAGGAGAGCGAAAUGUUGAAGCGGCUCCUGAGAUUCUAUCUUCAGACAUGAAGGACCGAACUGUCUAUGAGUCGUUAUCCACCAUCUUCCAAGUGGAGGCCAAGGGAGUGCCUAGGCCAGAUGCUAAAUGGUACAGGGAGAAUGACGAGCUAAAGGUGGAUGACCACACUAAGAUCUCAGAGCAAGGCCAGAAGUAUACGCUGGAACUGAAGAAGAUCAGACCAGGUGAUGCUGGGUUCUACAAGUGCAAGAUCAUCAAUAGGCUGGGCGAGAAGGUGGAGAAUGCACAGUUAUCAGUGUUGUCUGAGGCAUCCCUAAGAGAACCCAAGUUCAAGACACCAUUAAAACCUCAGGUGGUCCCCAAAGGGGAUGAUGUCACCUUCACAGCUGUCCUCACAGCCGAUCCUGUACCAGAUGUGAAAUGGACUAAGGAUGGACAUGACAUCGAUGCCAGGUUUACAAUAUCCAGCAGCAACAAGGACGUGCAGGAUGGGCUAAAAGAGUGCACAUUCACGCUGAACAUCCCAGCUGGCAGGCACGAAGACACUGGCGAGUACAAAAUUGUGGCAACCAACAAGUGGGGCUCGGCAGAGAGCAGCGCUCGGCUAGAUAUGGUGUUCACUCCAGAGAUCAUCUGCUUCAAGGACGCCACAGGAAUACCAUAUGAAGAAGUGGAGCUGGUAGCCAACAUCCUGGCCAACCCUCGUCCAAACAUUACUUGGUUGGCUGGAUCUAAGGUGGUGGCGAACAAUGAUCACUCCAUCAUCGAGAACGACACGGUGGCCGAGGUGUAUAAACUGACUUUGAAGAACCUUGGAACAGAUGACGAGGGUGUCUACACAGUCAAAGCCUCUAACAAUGUGGGAGAAUCGUCCGCCCAAGCCAAGCUCACUGUCCACACCGAAAAGCCAGCACUGUUGAAGCAACUGGACAGCCAGACGAUCAAAGAUUAUCAUCCUGUGGAGUUCAAGAUCAGGGCUACAGGGGUACCCAGGCCCCAGAUCACUUGGUACAAGGAUGACCAGAAGCUGGAGUCUAGCAGCUCGUUGACCAUCGAACACACAACAGAAGGCCAAGCCUGCAGCACCCUCUCCAUCCCCCACUUCUCUCCUGCAGACGUUGGCCAGUAUACUGUGAAGGCAGCCAACCUGGCAGGUGAAGCAGAGAGCUCUGCAAUGCUCAAGAUGGCUCAGAUUCCACCCAGCUUUUCCAAGACCUUGGACCGUAGUGUGGACUUGGCGGAAGGUGACCCUCUUGAACUUAAGGCCAAGGUGGACGGCAGCCCUAUGCCCUCCAUCAAAUGGCUGAAGGAUGGAGAACCUCUGGUGCCCAGCGAACGUGUGAAGAUCGUAGUGGCCCCUGAUGGCUCAGUAAAGCUCUCUAUAGACAACAUGCAGCCCGCAGAUUGUGGAGCCUACAAGCUUCUGGCUAUCAAUGACAAUGGGGAAAGCUCCAGCAUCUGCGCAGUUGCAGUCCAACCGGAGGCUCGUCAUCCCAAAUUUACAAAGGAGUUGUCUGACGCAAAAGCUCUGGAAGGGGAACCACUAAAGCUGGAGGCACAAGUGGUGGCCUUCCCUCCACCAGAGGUGAAGUGGACGAAGGAUGGACAUCCUCUAAGAGCUUCUCCUCACGUGAUACUGAGCUCCACUCCAAGCGGACUGGUCACCUUAGCCAUCGACAAGGUCAAGCCGGAGGACGCAGGCAGCUACGAGUUGACAGUGUCCAAUCGUCUGGGUGACAUCAAUACCAAGGCCAAGGUGGAGGUGGGCCAGAAAGAGAAGAAACCAACAUUCCUUGCCCAACUACAACCAGUUUCAGUUGUUGAAGGAUUCCCUGCCAAAAUGGAAGUCAAAGUUUCUGGCCAUCCACCACCAAAAAUUUCUUGGUUCCUGGAUGGCAAGCCCAUUGUGCCUGAUGGAAAGCACAUCAAGAUUGUAGAUGGCCCUGACGGACAGCAGAGUCUAGUCAUUGACAAGGCCUCGCCCCAGGAUGCUGGCACUUACUCUGUCACUGUCAGCAAUCCUCAAGGAGAGAUCACCAGUCAGGCUCCCCUGGCGGUCACAGCCAGAGCGAAGAAGGACGCACCAGAAGAACCUCCAAAUUUCCCCAAGGGACUCCGAGAUGCUGUAGCUGAUGAGGAUUCUCCUCUCACAUUCUCGGCACCCUUCCUGGGCAACCCUGUCCCUGAUGUCGCCUGGACCAAGGAUGGAGUCCCCCUGGAGCCUAGCAGUCGCAUCAGCAUGACGUGUGAUGGCACGAAGGUUGGACUGGAGAUCAACCCCUGCAAGCCUGAGGAUGCAGGCACCUAUAGCUGCAAACUGACUAACCCCCUAGGAGAAGCUAAGGAAGAGGCUAAGGGCACUGUUCGUAAAAUCUAUCAGAGACCUAUCUUCACACAGAAGUUCAACGACCUACAACAGUUGCCGACUUAUGACGCCAAGCUGACGGGACGGGUAACAGGUGUGCCAAAGCCAGAGGUAACAUGGUACAAGGAUGACAAGCCGAUCUCCGAGUCAAACAAGUAUCGGUUGAAGCGUGACGGAGACACUGUCUGCCUGUACGUGCAAGACUGCUGCCCCGCAGACACAGGCAUAUACAAGUGUGUGGCCUACAACCGCGAGGGAGAGGACACCUGCAAAGCUGAGCUGGAAGUUGUAGACAAACUGGAACGGAAGCCGAAGGCAGAGCCACCGAUGUUCCUAAAGAAGAUCGGUGACUGUGAAGUGUUCAAGGGGAUGACAGCCAAGUUCACAGCAUGUGCCAUGGGCUACCCAGAGCCAGAUGUGGAGUGGUUCCGUGGGAAUGACAAGCUAUUCCCCAGCGAGCGCAUUAGGAUAGAGCGCGAGGGCACCGGUCUGUUGCGGUUAUCUAUCAUUGGUGUUGACCCUACGCUGGACGUUGGACAGUAUCGUUGCCGCAUCUUCAACCCACAUGGGGAGGAGAGCUGUGAGGCACACAUGGUCUACGAUUCUCUCGACAUUCGACCCCGCAAGCCCAUCGGAGAGCAGUACGUUGACUUUGACAAAUACCAGAAGAGUGGAGCACCGCUGCCGCUUAGUGACAGACCAAUCAUUAGUCGCAUGACAGAUCGACGGCUCACCCUCUCUUGGAAACCCUCCAUCCCCAUCGGUCCCCGUGACCCAGUCACCUAUCAGGUCGAGAUGUGCGAGCUGCCCAGUGGUGAAUGGUUUACUGCGAGAACUGGUGUGAGAAGUUGUGCCUGUGACAUUGCAAACUUGGAGCCAUUCAGGGAUUAUAAAUUCCGUAUUCGUGUGGAGAACAAAUAUGGUGUCAGUGACCCUUCACCAUUUGCUCAAACAUACAGACAGAAGCUGGAGCCUGACCCACCAAAGUUCAUUCCAUAUCUGCCACCUGGUAUCGACUUCAGGCCUGAGACUUCACCCUACUUUCCAAAAGACUUUGACAUUGAAAGACCACCCCAUGAUGGAUAUGCUCAAGCUCCCAAGUUUCUACGGCAAGAACAUGAUGCUCAGUAUGGAGUGAAGAACCACAACUGUAAUCUGUUCUGGUUUGUGUAUGGUUAUCCCAAACCUAAGAUGACAUAUUUCUUCAAUGAUGAACCCAUUGAGAUGGGAGGUCGAUAUGAUUCCAGCUACACACGAAACGGACAAGCUACACUGUUUAUCAACAAGAUGCUAGACAGAGACGUGGGCCUGUAUGAGGCGGUAGCCACCAACGAGCAUGGUGUGGCGCGUCAGCGUGUGCGUCUCGAGAUCGCAGAGUACCCAGAGUUCUUGCAGCGGCCUGAGGAGACUAUCGUCAUGGUACGGCGCUCGGGACGCAUUGAGGCUCGUGUCAUCGGUGUGCCGUAUCCAGAAAUCAAGUGGUAUAAAGACUGGCAACCACUCACCUCCUCCAGCCGUAUCAAGAUGCUUGCACAGCCAAUUCACAUCCUCUCGGGAUUCGGCGGUGAGAAGGGCAAUGACAGCACCAACAAGAUCCAACAUAUAGAGCCUGACUUGUGCAUCUUGGUGAUCAAUGACGCCAUCACCAAAGAUGAGGGCCUGUACAGCAUCUCUGCAAGGAAUGUGGCUGGAAGCAUCUCCUGCUCCGUGAUGGUGAGAGUGGAGGAGAGCGAAGCAGACUACGGCUACCUCACGUACAGCAAGGGUCGCAACAUCAGGCCCAAGACAAAGCUGCUGGGAGAGUUCUACGACCUGGGUGAUGAGCUUGGUCGUGGCACUCAAGGCAUCACUUACCAUGCUGUUGAAAGGCUCAGUGGUCGCAACUACGCUGCUAAGGUGAUGCAUGGCAAAGGAGAACUCCGUACCUUCAUGCGCAAUGAACUCGAGAUGAUGAACCAGUUGAAUCACAAGAAGUUGAUAAGACUCUAUGAUGCCUAUGAGAGCCCGCAUACCUUCACUCUAGUCACUGAAAUCGCGUCUGGUGGUGAGCUCUUAUACAACUUGACGAAGCAGACUUUCGUUACAGAAUCUGAGAUUGCUGGAUACAUUCGUCAGAUUCUAUGGGGUCUGGAGCACAUGCAUGACCAAAACAUAGCCCAUCUGGGUCUUACUCCCGGUGACUUGCUGAUCUCACAUCCAGGUGGAGAUGAUCUAAAGAUCUGUGACUUUGGACUGGCCAGGAGAAUUGCGUAUGCUAGACUGGCUCCGUUGGAGUAUGGUAUGCCUGAGUUCGUGGCACCCGAGAUCGUGAAGGGUGAGGGCGUAGGUUUCUCCGCAGAUAUGUGGGCUGUGGGUGUAAUCACACACUUGUUGCUCACUGGUGUGUCAUUAUUCCGUGGGGUGGAUGACCGUACCACCCUCACUAAUGUGAAGGAGAACCGCUGGGAGUUCCGGGAGGACCUGUGGACGAACCUAUCCACUGAGGCCAGGGACUUUGUCAGCAAGCUGCUGGUUUACGAUGCGGAGGGCCGGCUUGACGUGAAGGCGGCACUCAGGCACCCGUGGCUUAACCGAGCUGACAAGAUGCCACCUAACCAGUACAACAUCACCACUGACACGCUCAGGAACUAUUACAACCUGCUUAAGGACUGGUACAGCAAUGCGUCAUGUCGUACAUGGUAUCGUCGCAUGCCACUGGAGGGCGCCUACACCCACCCCUCUAAGAUGGUGUACCCACCAGGGCGAGAAUAUACCCCCGAUGCUACACCCCCACCGGACCGCACCCCAAAGUCCACCACUCCCCGUACUUGGGAGGACCACAUUCCCUCCCGCCAACCCUUGGACUACGAGCUGGGCCUCAUCAAGUCCGAGAGCCACUACCAGAGUGGGCCGGACACUUACUUGCUGCAGCUGCGAGAUGUGGACUUCCCUGUGCGGCUGCGAGAGUAUAUGAAGGUGGCAGCUGACCGCUGUCCACUCUCGCGUGACUACAAUGACCGUGACAACCCUCACAUUGAUUGGCGUAUGCCAGUGAUCCGAGAGCGGCGACGUUUCACAGACAUCAUGGACGAGGAGAUCGAUGACGAGCGGAAGGAGCGUAUCAACCGCUAUGGUUCUCCCGACACCUACACACUGCGGCGACUGCGACAUGAACUGGGCACAAGGCCAGAGUCACACGUGGAAGCUGAGGCACUGCUCUCGGCCAGGCGUGAGGGCAUGGCUCCCUUCUUCAGGGAGAAACCACAGAUUCUGCCGAUAGAAGAGGACAAGCCUGCCCAGCUGGUCUGUUAUGCCGUAGGGGAUCCCAGGCCCAUUGUCCAGUGGUUCAAGAACGACAUGGUGAUAACGGAGAGUCACAGGGUCAAGAUCCUAGAGGAUGAUCUUGGUAGAUCUAUCUUGCGAUUUGGUCCUGCACACGCCAUAGACAUGGGCAUCUACAAGGUGACAGCUCGCAACAAGAGUGGGCAGACAAUAGCACGUUGCAGGGUGGUGUUGGCAGAAACUCCACACGCUCCUGAUUCCCCCGACGCCUCCGAAAUCUCAGGCAAUGAGAUAUUGCUGAGGUGGAAACUUCCCAAGAUUGACGGCAACUCACCUAUCAUCUGCUACAAUGUCCAAUACAAGGAGUCAGAUGAUGUUGACUGGAUUGAUGCUGCCAGUAAUAUUGACCAUGAGUUCUACCUUGUCCGCAACCUCAAACCUAAUACCAAUUACCAGUUCAGGCUUGCCUCAAGGAACAAGAUAGGCUGGAGCGAGAAAGGGAUACCAACAAAAUCAAUAAAAACUCUGGAAGAAGGAGCACCCAAGGUCCAGCUGUCUCGGACCAUGAGACAUCUCCAGGACAUAGUGGAGAGUGGUCAGGAAGUUGUGCUGGAGGAGUCCAAAUCCCACCUGGACUACAGGGUGGAGAAGAGUCCAAUCCACUGGAGCCAUGAACAGCCGACCGAUAAAUACAAUUAUAUCUCGGAAAUCUCAAGGGGAAGGUUCUCAGUGGUGGUGAAGGGGAUCAACAAGAGCAGCGAUGAGGUGAUUGUCGCCAAGCUGCUGGAGUACCGGCCAGACACGGAGAUGCAGGUGGAUGCAGAGUUCGAGGCCAUUCGCUCACUGCGGCAUGAGCGCAUCGCCUGCCUCAUCGAGGCAUACAAGCCGGCCAACAACACAGUUGCGGUACUCAUACAAGAGAAGCUGCAAGGUGUAGACGUUCUCACUUACCUGUCGAGUAGACAUGAGUAUACAGAGCAGACUGUUGCCAACAUAGUCACACAGAUCCUGGAUGGCCUGCAGUACCUCCACUGGCGCGGUUAUUGCCAUCUGGACCUCCAGCCAGAUAACGUGGUGAUGGCAUCAGUACGUAGUGUGGAGAUCAAGCUGGUUGACUUUGGCGCCGCACAGAAGGUUAGCAAGAUCGGCAACGUAGUCAAGUCGCUGGGACACCCCGAAUAUACAGCCCCGGAAGUACUCAAUGAGGAGUCAGCCUACCCCCAGACAGAUAUUUGGUCAGUCGGAGUUCUGACGUAUGUACUCCUCUCCGGUGUCUCACCAUUCCGAGGAGCCAACAAGGACGAGACACGGCAGAAUAUCAAUUUUGUACGAUUCCGUUUUGAGCACCUUUUCAAGGAGCUGACGCAAGAGGCAACGAGAUUCAUCAUGCUUGUCUUCAAGAGGCAUCCACACAAACGACCGACAGCGGAGGAGUGCCAUGAACACAGAUGGCUGUUGCCCACAGAGUUCAUGAUCAAGAGGAGGGAUCGUGCUGUGUUCCUCGGAAACAGGCUCAAGGAUUUCUGUGAACAGUAUCACGCAGAGAAGCAGCAUGAGAUGAGCAAGUACGAGUCGCUGACGAGUGCGGUGAGAAGUAUGGGCCCCAACGUGACUCGGUCGAACAGCAUCCAAGAGGAAAUUCUUGCAGUUUUCUAACUACCUCGACAUACUUGCUUCACUAAGGCUGUGGAAAUCUUGUCUUAACAUCGAACACAAGAUGAAUAUUUGUUAAUAUAUAUUUAUAUAUAUGUAUUGUUACCGUGAUGAAUGAUUUUGUUUUAUAAGAUAUAAUAUAAAACGAAGUUCCGCAUUCAAACAUUCACAUAUUAAUUAAUGCAAGUACAAAAUUGUAAUCUGGUAAAAUGGUAUUCGGGUGGAUUUUUAGGUCAUUUCUUAUUUUCAUCCUUUGUACAUAGUUGUUAUAUUUGUGAAAUAUUUAUUUCUAAGCUAUUUAAUAAUUAUAUGAAGUCGAAUAAGUCUGCUCACAUCAGUUUCUGUAUUUAUAUUCUUUGACUUCCAAUGCUGUACAAUUGUCAUGGUUUGUCAAUAAACCAUAAACAAUACUUGUAAUUUUCUUAUGUUCCUCCUUGUUUAUUAAAGUUCAUGAAAAUUGA